This is a messenger RNA of Falco peregrinus (peregrine falcon), 30284 nucleotides long. RefSeq names its product zinc finger and BTB domain containing 20 (gene ZBTB20). NCBI's taxonomy places the organism in Eukaryota, Metazoa, Chordata, Aves, Falconiformes, Falconidae. The coding region runs from base 1171 to 3177 and encodes 668 amino acids. Gene Ontology annotation, molecular function: RNA polymerase II cis-regulatory region sequence-specific DNA binding; protein binding; DNA-binding transcription factor activity, RNA polymerase II-specific. The transcript has 11 exons. The record is from RefSeq and is a predicted model, not a curated record. Gene Ontology annotation, biological process: regulation of transcription by RNA polymerase II.
UACGCUGCCUCAGCCUGGCAGUAUUGAACCUGUUGCUGCAUUCGCCGAGUUGUAUUUUGCUAGCUAGGGGAAGGAGGGUUGUCUGCUGUCUGGUAGGAGGGCUUUGUCUGUGUGCGCCUUUCUCUCCCUCUCUCCCCCUCUCUCUCUCCCUGUCUCUCGCACUCUCGCUCGCUCUCGCUCGCUCUCUCGCUCGCUCUCCCUUCCCCGUCUCUGUGGUUUGUAAGGUAGGUUGCAGUGUGUGUAUAUACACAACAUCAAGAGCAGGAAAAUGGACUCAUUAGGGAGGCAGGCAGUCAUUACCACUCACACUGUACUUCCAGGGAGACAGCGACUAUGAGGAGACAAACUGAGGACUGGGGAACAAGCAGCAUAAGAAAGAAGUGUUGAGAGCUGCUCUUAACCCUUUUGGAGUCCAAAGUCAAAAGGGAACUAGAGGGCUUGACACAUCCUUUACAUCCUGCAUUUACUCUGACCACAGUCCCUCCCUGCUCUCGCCAGCGGAGCUCAGCCCAGCUUCCCUUCCUGUCGAUGCCCAGUCAGCUACGUGACUGCCUGAAGUUACAUUGUAGAUGCUGAAAUCACUGCACCUUAAAAACAAAAAGAUUAAGCUGCACUGCAUUCCUAUAUAUAGAGGCAUGUUAUAGAAAUAUGUAAUACGAAGCCCCCGGGUCCAAGUAGAGCAUAUCGAGUUGACUUUUGCUGGAAGCAACAGUGGUUGGCAGUUUUCCUCAACUUUGCAAGAGAGAGAGAGAUUUGGUUGGAAUGAAACCUUGCUCUCCGUACAGCCUGCUUGAGAUGCAGCAUUGAAAGAUCAUUCGCGAUCAGUUUGUGGCCUUCCUCUGAAGGAACAUUUCCUGUCUCUAGUACACAGCCUCUCUCUGUUCCCUGCCCCAAUGAACGUCUGCACUAGGUCCAAGGCUUGGAGUAAUUUACCUGAAGAGUGAUACCGUUUGGAAACCACUGAAGAAACCCAAGACAGCUGAAAACCAGAAGGCGUCUGAGGAGAAUGAGAUUACUCAGACGGGUGCACGCAGCGCCAAGCCGGGCCUUCGCUGCCUGAACCUUGAAGCUGUUCGGUCUCUGAGCCCGACCCUCAUCCACUCACCACAUUCACCAACAAACCUGCACGCACACACAGGGUCAUCUGAUUGUAACAUCAGUUGCAAGGGGAUGACAGAGCGCAUUCAUAGCAUCAACCUUCACAACUUCAGCAAUUCCGUGCUCGAGACCCUCAACGAGCAGCGCAACCGUGGCCACUUCUGUGACGUGACGGUCCGCAUCCACGGGAGCAUGCUACGCGCCCACCGUUGUGUGCUGGCGGCUGGCAGCCCCUUCUUCCAGGACAAGCUGCUGCUGGGCUACAGCGACAUCGAGAUCCCCUCAGUGGUGUCAGUCCAGUCUGUACAAAAGCUCAUUGACUUCAUGUACAGUGGGGUGCUGCGGGUCUCACAGUCAGAGGCCCUCCAAAUCCUCACAGCUGCCAGCAUCCUGCAGAUCAAGACUGUGAUUGAUGAGUGCACAAGGAUUGUCUCGCAAAAUGUGGGAGAGGUCUACCCGGUGAUUCAGGAUUCUGGCCAGGAGACACCCAGGGGAACACCCGAAUCAGGCACCUCGGGGCAGAGCACUGACACAGAGUCUGGCUACCUGCAGAGCCAUUCGCAGCACAGUGUGGACAGGAUCUAUUCGGCCCUCUAUGCCUGUUCCAUGCAAAAUGGCAGUGGGGAGCGCUCCUUUUACAGUGGAGCUGUGGUCAGCCACCAUGAAACAGCCUUGGGGCUCCCCAGGGACCAUCACAUGGAAGACCCCAGCUGGAUUACCCGGAUCCAUGAACGGUCACAACAGAUGGAGCGGUACCUUUCCACCACUCCAGAGACCACACACUGCCGCAAGCAACCACGCCCUGUCCGAAUUCAAACCCUCAUGGGCAACAUCCAUAUUAAGCAGGAGAUGGAGGAUGACUAUGACUACUAUGGCCAACAGAGGGUGCAGAUCCUCGAGCGCAAUGAGUCUGAGGAAUGCACUGAGGACACUGACCAAGCAGAAGGCACUGAGAGUGAGCCUAAAGGGGAGAGUUUUGACUCGGGAGUCAGUUCCUCCAUUGGCACUGAGCCCGAUUCCAUGGAGCAGCAGUUUAUGGCUGGUCUGGGCCGGGAUGGGCAGCAAGAACCUUCUCAAGCAGAUCAAAAUGACGUCCCCGCUGAUGGCACUCAGCCGCAGCCGCAGCAGCAGCAUGUAGAUGCCAACUCUUCCUCGCCAGAGAGAAGCAAUGACGUUGAAAUGGACAGCAAAGUGCUCACAGUCAAUAACAGCACCGAAAAGGGGGCUCUGCAGCCUUCUGUCAACACAACUGUUGCCCAACCAUUGCCAACCACACAGAUCUACUUACGCCAGACAGAAACCCUCACCAGCAAUCUGAGGAUGCCACUGACCCUGACCAGCAACACUCAGGUCAUUGGCACAGCUGGCAACACCUACCUGCCUGCCCUUUUCACCACACAGUCUGCUGGCAGUGGCCCUAAGCCUUUUCUCUUCAGCCUGCCCCAGCCUUUAGCUGGCCAACAGACACAGUUUGUGACAGUGUCCCAGCCUGGCCUGUCAACCUUUACUGCCCAGCUGCCAGCCCCACAGCCCUUGGCCCCAUCUGCGGGUCACAGCACAGCAGGUGGGCAAGGCGAAAAAAAGCCUUACGAGUGCACUCUGUGUAACAAGACUUUCACCGCCAAACAGAACUACGUCAAGCACAUGUUUGUACACACAGGUGAGAAACCCCAUCAAUGCAGCAUCUGUUGGCGCUCCUUCUCUUUAAAGGAUUACCUAAUCAAACACAUGGUGACGCACACUGGCGUGAGGGCGUACCAGUGUAGUAUCUGCAACAAGCGCUUCACCCAGAAGAGCUCCCUUAAUGUGCACAUGCGCCUCCACCGUGGGGAGAAGUCCUACGAGUGCUACAUCUGCAAGAAGAAGUUCUCCCACAAGACCCUGCUGGAGAGGCAUGUGGCUCUGCACAGUGCCACCAACGGCACGCCAGGAGCCACCGGCACUGGCGCGAGGGCCGUCCCUGCCGGGGUAGUGGCCUGCACGGAGGGGACCACUUACGUCUGCUCUGUCUGUCCAGCUAAGUUUGACCAAAUCGAGCAUUUCAACGACCACAUGAGGAUGCAUGUGUCAGACGGAUAAGUAGAAUCUCUCUCUCUCUUUGUUAUGAACAAAAAAAUAGAAACAACAAAAAAAGCUAUGGCACUAGAAUUUAAGAAAAGAUUUUUGUUUCAUUUUUAUCUUUAUUUUCCUCCUUUUUUUGGGUUCGUUUCGUUUUGUUGUUUUUGUACUACAUGAAGAACUGUUUUUUGCCUGCUGGUACAUUACAUUUCCGGAGGCUGGGUGAAUAAUAAUUUUCCCAGCCUCCCUCGGAUGGUGGCCUUAAGGCCAGGUAGUGCUUCAUGAGCUCCACUGGUUGGAUCUCUAGCUACUGGCCUCUAAAUACAACCCUUCUUUACUACAAAAAAAAAAACAAACAAAAAAAAACCACAAAAAAAUUUCAAAAAACAGACAGAAAAAACAAAAAAAAACAAUUUCUUUUUUCUCACUUGUGAAGAGCACUACAAAAAAAAAAAGAAACAAGACAAAAUAUAUUACAAAUCUACAAGGCCUACUGUCGUUAUAAGUACACCGCUCGCAGUGUUUCAAUGGACAUAAUUCACAAUGCUGAUCGCUUUUGGACUUCACAGUAUCCAGUUAGAACUGUGGAAUAUUUUGCUUCUGGUUGAGCAGCAACCAGAGGAAACAAGGCCCUGCUGGUUUCCACCACGUGUCUGCUUUCUCACACACACACGCAUCCACAAACACACAAAAGGGCUGAGGGGAGUGCGAGGCAGUGUGGCUUGGAUAGUGUGGAGUCCCUGCAGGGUGAGGAAGAAGAAUCAGAGGUUCCUCACCUGGAUUCUGCUCCAUCCCACGCUCUCUGGUGCACCCUCUCCGCUGCUUUUCCCAUACCACCACCACCACCUUACAGCAGAAACCAAGAAGAUUCAGACAACGAGCAACGGUGGCUUUUUUGUAAUUUAUUCAGUGUCUUCGCUGAGCCCAGGGCCUCAGCACAAUCAAGAGGGACUUUCACAGAAGGCAAAGAGAAACACAGAGGAAAAUCAAAGAUAUCAGAGGUUGCAACCUAUGGAUCUAGGUACAAGAGAAGGGUUAGUUCCCACAAUCUUUGCAAAAAAAAAAAAAAAAAAGUUGCAUCAGGAUUUAUUCUUGUGGAAGAAAGAGGAAUAGAGGGUGGGUGGGGAGGGGAAUAAUAAUUAAAAAAAAAAGAGUUCUUGGGACUUUUUUAAUUCAAAAUUUUAUAGAGGGGCAAAAGUGACGUUUACCAGAUAGAAUGCUGAUUUUUUUAAUAUAUUUACAACAGUAUUUGUGUAAAAAAACAAAAAAAGUGAGAUUGUUAAAAGUAAUUUUUCUUUGUUUUCUUUUUUGUUUUGCGUACACUGCCACUAAUAUCUUCUCUUUUAUUAUAUAUAUGAAUAUAUAUAUAAAUAUAUAUUUUAUUUUAAAUUGAGACUGUUAAGGUUAGCUAACCUGCUUCCAGAUAGAGGGGGGGAGGGGAGAUGAUCUUGAUUUUUAUUUUAAAAAAGAGGAAGGAAGUUUCUUAAUUUUCUUUUCUAGUAUUAUUCUCUCUCUCUUUUCUAAUGGAAUCAAGAAUUACCUGGGUCGAUGAGGGGCUCUGUGAAGUCAUCUGUGAGUUUAUCUACUAGAGUUUGUGCAUCCUGCAGUAUCAUUUGAACUGCUACUUUGUUUUUGAAUUACGUGGUUCUCUUUUUGGCUCUUACCAAGGUUCUGUUGUUUCUUCUUUUGGUUCCAUCUUAGAAUUUAUUUCUGCUGAAGGGUGGUUCCUUUUGAGAAAGAGAUUUUUCUAGCAAUGUUCCCUUGGUUUUGGGAAUGAUAGAAUCUAUAGUCUUUUCUUUCUUCUUCUUUGAAAAAGUAAUGAAAGUUUUGGAAGUGUGUAAUAAACUAGGAUUUCCCUUCUUUUUGGUCACUGGACAAGAAUUAAUCUGCUGUAUUGUUCUCUCAUCCCUGCCUUGCUCGCUAGAGAGCUUCCAUAUUUGUGUGGGAAUCUGAUCCUGCCCCUGGUAAUUUGCUGAUGCCAAAAUAACUUAAAAUGUUACCAUUGCGAAUAAUCUUCCCUUCCUCAUUUGCAAAAACGUCUAACUGAAGGGCCACAUCCCGCAUUCUCUGCAUACGCAAAGCUAUGCAAGGAAUGUAGGAUCAGUGUGAAAGAUUGAUUCCUGAUCUGCAUAUAUAUGUUGGUGUUUUGUAUUUUGUUUUAUUGUGUUUGGGCUGGUGUUCUCCCUAGUUGUCUUCUGUGUAUCUGUGUGAGAAUUUUUCCCCCAAAGCCAACUCCCAAAGUACAUGGGUCCUUAGUUCAGUUGGAUCAGUGUCUGACACUAUCUUUGUCAUGCUUGAAAUCCAUAGCGAGGACUUGCACCAGCUGCACUCUGGACUUUAUAUUUUAGGCAGAGAAGAAGCACCUAACAAAAAUAUGCAAAAAGAAAAAAAAAGAAAAACUGCUAGUUUAGCUUUUACUUGUGUCUAUAUAUAAAUUAAGCUUUCUUAAGUUUACAAAACUUUGCUUGUGAACACUGAGCAUUUCACAUGAGACAUUCUUUUAUGCUGGACGACUUUCUAACUGUUGACUUGAUAGAUCGCCACAUACGAUUUUGCGUGUUCUUUACACCUGCAGCUUCAGUAUCGGAUGUCUGUGAUUCAGCACAGGUAACCUCAUUGCUGUGUUCUACACCUGUUCCAUUACUGAUUUAUUUUGGGGAAAAAAAACUGACAGGUGGUUCAGUCUCAGAAUCUUUCUGUACCCUGCAAGGUAUUGUUCAGCAGAUCCUAAACCUUGAAGCCCUGACCCUCAGCUGCAGUAGGCAGUAUAAAGAGACUUUGUGGUGAGUGCCAGAGUAGAUGAGUCUCCUGUAUGGUAACAUCUUUUGGGUUUUACCACUUUGUUUGGGUAGUUUAAGGGGGCUAGAGAAGGAGCACAAGUUAAUUAAUAAAUAAUGUUCUCGUAACACACUGGUAAAAGCAACACUGGCAUGUAAACCAAGAAGUGAAAAGACAAAGCCUAAGACAAAGAGAGGGAGAACCAGUAUCUGCCAUGUGAAGACACACUAAACCUGUACAGAAAAUAAAAGAUCUAGAGACAAGGGUGUGCAAGAAAAUGGGGAAGGUGAACCUGUACAAAAGGAUUGAAGGUCUUUCUGUGGGGAAAGGAGUUUUUUCUGAAUGAAGAAUUUUACCCAUCUUAAAAAUCUGUAGCUGCUCAUUUGUCAUCUGAGGUCUGGGGAAAAGCUGUUUAAUUUGCUAUUGCUUGAUCUGGUGAACUAGAGUCAAGAUGUAGUGUAUUCUGGAAUAUGUUUCUGAUACUGGAAGAGAUAUGCCAGUACAGGAAACAAGAAUCAAGGUUUAUGUCCACCAAAAUCUGAAUACUGUGGUGUUUAGAGAGAAAAAUCCUAUCUAAAUUUUAAUUCUUUGAUUUUGAACCUUCCCUAAAUCAAAGAAGCAUCAUCUUUGAAAUGCAAAUUUAUUAUGGGACCUAAUAAAUUUGAAAUUAAUUAAAGAUCCACUGUGAAUUAAUUAAGGAUGUCCAUUAAAAAAAUAAGCAAAUUUCUUUAACAUAAAGUUAAGGCAUACUAGAAUUAAUUCUAAAUCACUUGUUGAAGAGUUUAGGCCAAGGUCUUCACAAAUGGUGGCCUGAAAUAUAAACUGAUUUUGUUGAACCUUCCAGGUUCAAAAAUGAGUGACUUGAUUUUCUAAAACAUGGAGUAACUUGCAGCAUGACUGUAAAUGUAGCUGAAAGUGCUCAUCGGGUCACUAAUUUAGGUGCCCUUCUGUGAACUUAGGAGUUCAAACAUAGACCCCUUUAUCUUUUAAAAUGUUAAAUUCUUUUUAAUAACGCUUCCUCCCAUCUGUUGAAAUACUUCUUUACUACUUGGAAACAAGUGCAGUAUCUGAAUGUUACAGGUAUGUUCAAGCUGCAGGUGUUGCUGCAGUAUUCCUUAGCAGACAGAAUACCUGUGGUACGCUAGCAGUGGCGAUGAUCUACGAACUGCUGUUGACAGAGUUUGAGUGCAUCCUUCUCAGUACACUUGAAAGGCUUCCUUCAAAACACCCGAUAAAAUGGUAUGAGAAAGAGCAGACUGCAGCACACUUCCCUGUGAUGGAGCACACAAUAUCCCGCAUUCCUUGAGCCUGAUUCUCACCUUCCCUAAAGCUCUGUGUAUUGCUUCAGCAAUGGAAAAGGGCAUUAAAUAGGACAUGAAUUCAAGCAUACAAAUCAAGGCCUCUCUGCAAGGCAAAAGUGCAAUAAAGGAAGCCUUAGAGUAAAUGAGAAGUAAGUGCCUUCUCUUACUGCUGCUGAGGCUGAUGAAGUCAAUUGAAAAUGUAGGACCGGCCAGAGCAGAUCUGCCCCGUGGUCCACCUUGCCCAGUAUUCUGUCUCUGACACAUGGUCAGUUACAGAUGAUUUGGAUGAAGAUGAAAGACCCCUGUUGGAUAAUUACAAAGUAAUAAGCAUAAGAGAGAAGAUUUAUUAUAAUCCUCAUUAGCUAUGUGUCUGCUUAUAACCUAAAGACAUAAUAAUUUAUGGCCUUAACUUUUUAUCCCACAUAAAAAUUAUAUAUUGCGGCAGAUAAUUCUCAUUAUCCUUUAAAGAUCUAGCUUGUUAACUCCUAGGUGGCCCCAGUGCUGUCCUGUGGAAGUGAGUUUCUCAGGUUAAUUGCCACCUUAUUGAAAUGAUUCCUUUUCAGGUUAAUUUUGUUGCUGUUCAUUGAAAUACUCUUUUUCUUGUAUUAUGUGAAAUUGUAAAUCAGAAAAAAAUUCACUUCUCUUGCCCGUUCCACUGAAGUCUGCCUCUCUCUGGGAAAUCUGAAUCCACAAGGAAUGCAGCACCACGAUGUCAGUGUCUGCUGGUCAGGAAGGAGAGAACAGCUACCGAGCGUGUGCAUGUGUGUGUCUGGGGUGUGUGCAUUAGUGAGAUUGUCCUACAGUGAUCUCUUGCAGAGGGCUAGCAAGUACAAUUUGUAAAGAAUGGGAACAUACCAGUAACAUACAGCAGUCUAGAAAUAGUAAUACGAUAUUUCAGUCUGGUCCCUCCUCUCACAAAACCCCUCUCAACAGUCUCUCAUAAGGGGAAUAGGUGUAGAUAUUUUGCAGGAUCUGCUCUGGGGACACUUUUUCAGCAAUUGUCAUGCUCCCUCUAAGCCCGCUUCUGGCCCAUGCUGUUAGUUACUUGCAAAACCAGCUCAAUUUCACAGUGAGCCAACAGGGAAGAGUGGCAUUUAGUUGACUUUCUAAGAGAAUGCGAUUUGCCUUUGCUCUAAGAUCAAAGAGGACAAGCGGUACCCAUUUUUCUUGGUUUGACUUCUUUUUCAUCCAAAGGAGAGUUGAGUAAUAACCCAUAUGCCAUCAGCCCCCUCACUUCUUACCAGCCCCAAACUGAUCGAUUUCAGUCGACCUUGGGCUGCUUGAUCAAUGCUGGAUCAUUCACACCAUGGAGGAUCAAAUCUCUUGCCUUUACUGAGUAAUUAUGGUAGCAUGUCUUGCCUUGUUUUUGUAAUGAAAACAAAACCUGUAGGGAGAAGGUACAAAACAUACUAUUUGCAGGAGUGCUGAGUUCAAUCCAAAACCAAAAGUAUCUAAACCAUUUCAAACAUGAUCAGACCUUCGGUAUGCCUAGGACUGUAGGUCUGUGACCCUCUGACAGUCUUGUGCUAAGGAAAUCUUUCAACUCUCACUGCUGAUUUGCCACUCAAAAAGAAAUGCAACAUCAAAUUAGCACCUGGUGGCUGUUCUGUCAAGGAAAACUAGACCUUGGUAAUCCAACCCUCUCAAUUCAGCAUCCAGCUCUUCUGAGCUAUUGAAAUAAACCUGAUGGAAAUGAAUCAGCAGGUAGCCUAACUGAAGCAGCAUCUGAUCAGCCUAAAGCAAAAUAGCUGCUUUUCACAUUGCCUGAUUUGUUUUUAUGCCGGCUGUGAAGAUUUGUGGAGGAGUAAUGAGAUGAAAACUUGGCCCUGAGAGGUUCUGAGCCUCCUCUGCUCCCAGGAGGCUUGUCACUCAGUAGGGUCUGGCCCCUGAAGUGAUCACAACUCUGCUGAGGAAAGGCUUAUGAGAAAGUACAGGUAAUGCAUUGAGUCUGCAGUCUUGAGUUUGUAAAUGCAAUGAAAACCUUCCCCAGCACAUGAGCAUCCCGCUGACAGAAACCAAAGCCAGGUAGGAAGGCCGUGCGGAGUGGCAGAUACUGGAAGUACCAGGUUUCUGCAGCGUGCCCAGUAAGAGAGCCAAGCAUAUGAAAGUGGCCUAAUGCCAGAUUUGUGUCCGUCGAGGGCUUGUUCUGGCCGUGCCAAGUCAGUGUUCUUGCUGCUGUUAACCUUAUUUGUCCUGCUAGAAGUAAUAAGCUCUCAGCUAACUUCCUUUAAAGCUACUCGGUGAUCCAGUUCAUUUUAGCAGGAGCAAAGAAAUCCCCAUAUUUUGGGAGAUGACCAAGCUGGGAAAUUUGGAGAGAAUUUUAGUUAUGUGUAUAUUCUUCAGACUGACUUGGACGAAAAAAAAAAGGGGGUUAUGUGUUUGUUAGCAUAGAACAGACAGAUUUGGUCCACAAGGGAGACACUGACAGACAGACAACCUGUCUGAAAAAUACGAAUGCUUUGCUCUCUUAGACCUGUUGUUGUGAAGCACAAGGAGGAAUCUUUGUUCCAUUUUUCUAAGAAAAUGUGUAAAUGAGAAACAAGAUGUAUUAGGUAAUAGUGUAUAUCCACCUAAUUAUUCCCAGUGCUAAUACCUAAUCAACUAGAUUAGUGCCCCUAGGAACAGUGAAAAUGUUAUGCAUUCAGUGUUUCUAUUUCUGAUCCCCCUCCGCUAUAGUUCAGGAGUAACUAAGAUGAAAACAGUAGAGUUAUAAAAAUGCAAAAUUUUGGUGAACAGAAGAAUUGUUUCCCUGUGUAUACCUGCCAGUAUCUGGACAAAUAUCCACUCUGAAUUCAUGUUUAUAAUUACUAGGAUACCAUUAGACUAUUUUGGUUGAAAAUCUAUGGUUUUAGUGAAAAAAAAGCCCACAAAGUUAAUAGAUACUUUUUCAUUAUAUAUUUAACAAUGGUGUGCUGGCUUCUUUUUACAUUUUAGCCUCUGCAGUAGUGCUUGAUCCCCAGGCAUUGUGAGAGAGUCCAGGUGCAGGAGAAGCAGAGCUGACUGAUAUACUGUGAAUAGGUAUAAAAAUUAAAUUGUACCCAUCAUGUGCUUUAAAUCACUAUUCACAUUGCAAGUUGGUAACACAGCUAAAGAGUUUCUGGGUUUAUUUCAAAAUAUAAGGGGUCAAAUAUAGUCCAAACAUAAAUCUAGCAAAGUCACAUCAGGAGAAGAAUCAGUCAUGGUGGUUUUAAAAUGCCAGUUUCCACAAGAAUUGUGCAAUUAAAAGGUUUUAAAAGAAGAGGCUGACUCAGGAUCUGCAGAACUCUGCUACCUUGAGUCUUCGUGCUGUAUGUGAUCACAGUUUCUACCACCAGAACUAAGGCUGCUUCACUAACUGACUUCCUUUCCCUGCAGUCGGUGAACUGAGAUAUUUGUGCACAACCGCAUAUGCCCAAGGAAAACUCUUAGUGUCUCCCCUAGGAAAAGCAGUGUAACAUUGAAGUAAGCAGACCAAGAAAGUCUUCCAAACACUCUGUUAACUGUAUUUUUAAACCCCCAGUUUACACGUUUUUCUGCAACUAUUUUUCAGAAAGCAAAGAGCAGUAAGAUACUUCUUUGGGAAGCAAAUACACUACAGCCUUGAUUGAAUACACUACACCCUCAUAUAGAAUUGUUGCCUUAAUUGCAUCAAAAAAUGCAGAAAUGCAUCUGAGCAGUAUGGAGUGUACUUACAUUUCGUAUCUGUAGCAAAGUUUCAUCGAAAACACUCUCUUCGUAUGAAAUGUGUUAUAUUGUGUUUUUCUGUUUGAGAGGGUAGGGAAGAGGUGAAGAAGUAUUAGUGAGGCACAGUGGUCUCUUCAUAUUGGACGGUGCUUUGCAGCUGAUUCUUACCUCAGUUACAGGUCCAGGUUUGGCUUUUUCCAAAGUGAUCUAUCUCCUUUUGUUCGGGUUGGCUGACGUCAGCUCCCUGCUGGAGGGUAAAUCCUCAUCCUAAACCAAAUGACUAAUACAGGGGUAAGGUUGUGUGAUUUGAUCACUGACUCCAGCCUCACCAAUGCCAGUGGAAUUCAUAGAGAAAUCUAAGGAAAAGCUGCUUCCCAGUGACAAAUUCUUGAUUUCUAUCAGCGCAACCUGUAUUGGCACUUUUGGGAUUGCAUGUAUGUCACUACAGAGGAAAGUAAGCCUUUUGAUGAUUUAGCUGUGAUUUCAUUUAAGAAAAACGUAUUCUAACAAUAUCCUUUUGCUGCAGCAGUAUCACUGUACAAACAAAAGAACUGCCAAUAUGCCAUCAUGUUUGAGAACUUCUGUCCAGUUCAGCCCAUAGGGACAUUCCUGUUUCCACUCCUGGUGCAAACUUUAUCAGCUUGCUUUGUCAUGCAGCCACACCAGAAGCAUCCCUUGUAAAUGCUCUGUGUCAGAUUGGGUUUAGGUGUUACAGUAGCCAUAGCCUUUUGCAAGGUCCCCACUGGGAUUUACCCUGCUGGAAAAUCUGGUACCAGUGUAGCAAAGCAUUCCUUGCUUCAGUUAUUUUCCAGGCAGAACUGCAGGCUUUUACAGUGUGCACACUUCCUCCAGGCUGACUUCUUGGUGAUCCUUUGCCAAGGUCACAGUUAUGACACUUGAGGAGAGUGCAGAGUUUGGUUAGAUACUUAUUACUGUCCCCAACUGUCCGGUUCUGCGGUGUCCUGUUCCUACAAAAUGGACAGGUAUCUUUCUGAGAUCUGUACUUCUAAUUAGGCAGCUUUUCUACUUCACUUUGCUCCUUUUCCUUUUGCCACCUGGAUAUUGUCACGUUCUUUGCUGAACCUUAGAAAGUCCCCUAGAAGUUCAAAACCCGUGCGGAACAGACACUGUUUGCCUAGAGAGAGCCACCACGUCCAGCAAGCAGGAUUACCUUCACCCACCUGCCCUGAAAUACUUCACAGCUUUCUUCCUCUCGUUUUUUUCCAUGAAGUCCUUUACUUUGGUUUCUCACCUAGUCAGUUGAUACCUAUGGGAUCUUUGAACAAAACCAAAUUAUGUGGCCACCGUGUGUGUGUGUAUGUGUGUGCCGAUGUAUGUGUGAGUACGCAUGUGUAUGUGUGUGUGCGUAGGCAGAUAGCUAGCCAUCUCUUUCUGGCUUUACAAACAUGUUGCUAAUUGAGUGUGUGGACAUGCAUGGUUCAGGAAAGGGUUUAGAUGAAGAAACGGUUACAGCAUUAACUGUGGAGCAUUGGCCUGAAUCCGUAUGAAUUUAAUGGAAAAUAAGUGCACUAUUUAUUUAAGCAGUGUAUAUGCACACCUAUAUUCAUAAACCACAUUCUGUCUGCCGGAUGCUCUUAACUGGGUGUUUGCCCAAGGAAGGUGUUUGGCCUCAUUGAAAACAUGACAUCCAGAUUUGAUCCAGUGUAUUUUUGUGUGUACCUGUUCUGAAGGGAAGGCUGAAGCAUGCCUCCCAGAGCCUUGUGUGGUCUUUCAGCCACAAAAUAAAUAAACCAGUCCAGCUCAGCAGGCUUCACGAGCAGAGAUGGGCAUCCAUGGCAAGUGACAGCUCUGGAAUGAUAUUCUUGAGUUCAGUCACUCAUUUCCAUUGAAUUUCAACAUGUUCACCUGACAAAGGAAUAAAACCCAAGCAAAAUGAUCUAACUUGCCAGUUUUGUCCCCUUAAAAGAACGUUAAAAAUUAUCAAGUCUUUAAUAAUUAGCAACACAGUGUAUUGAUAGGCUCUGAAAUACUCUGGGUCUGGAGUCUCUAGUAUCCAAAGCGCCAUAUCAAACAGCUCUUUCCCCACCUCAUAUACUCUGAAACGUGUUGACUAUGAGUAUCUUUACAAGUGAUCCGAGUAAUCCAUUCCAAAUGUGCAGUCACUAACAAUUGACGAUUAGCUUUCACUCCUUUGGUCUUUGCCAAAAUCUUUUCAGGAACAUGGUUAGUGUGUGUAGAAGACCAGUAGAUUUGACAGGAGGAGAAGGAGUUGGUCAGUGAGAGUAUUCAGUAUGGAAUCCAUGAGAAAUGCAGGAUUUCUAGAACUCAUUUUGCGCCCAUUUAGUUAGUGGGAUGAAUAAGGAUGUUUAGCUACAGCUGCCUAUUUUGGUAUCAUGUUGGCCCUAAAAGUAGCAUUUUAUUCUUUUAACUCUUUUGCCCCAUUGGGGGGUUGUCCUUGUCUCAGAAAGGGUAAUUGGAGAUUGGGGGGUGGUGGAUUUUUUUCUUUCGUUUCACUCAUACAAAGUUGAGUAAAUGUUAUUCCUUUUCUUAGAUUGGUAGCAUUUCCCUUCCCCUUUUGAAUAAGAUGAUAAAUGCAACAAUUUUGGCUGGUUGAUUUUGGGUGAGGUUUUUGUUUUGGUUUGGGGUUUUUCUUUGGUUAAAUGUACAUUGUCUCUCUAUAGUCAGAAUGUCUGUGACUGUAACAGUAUGUAUUUCUUUUACUGGAGAAAAUAGACUUUUUGGGUUUUGUUAACAGUACUAGUGACUUUGUGGAAAAUGACAAGUUGCUAUUUAGAUCUGCUUAGUUAAGUACAGUACACUACAAUACAGUAUUUCUGAAAGCUAGAACAUACAGUACACAAUAUAUAUAGCAAUUCUAUAUCAAUAUUAUAUACAUAGUAUAAUCAUUUAACUUUUGCAUCUGCCUAUGAUCAUAGAAGAAUAAUUUUUCACAUGUAUCAUUCACAACCCAAUCAACUGCUGCAGCUAUUUGAAGCAUUUAACAAUCAUUAUUACAGCUCUAGUGUGCUUUUUCAUAUUAUUGGCUUCUUUAUUGUCUUUACAGUAAUUUUUUUCAGGCUUUUUUAAAUCUCUGUGUAGCAAGAUAUAGGAAAGUAAUUCUUUUUAAGAAAAGGUAAAACAGUAUUAGGCUCUACAAAAAGUUAGAGAUUGUUCCCUGCUACCCUUUCAUAUCAGAAGAACAAUUAAUCAAAACAAUUAAGGUUAUCUAUUAGCUCUCUUCUAAGAUGUCCUGUUAUUUCAUUUGUAAAAGUGUAUGUCAGACUUUCCUCUUCCAUUCCUAGCCUUGGAGAAAGAUUCCGCAAGUGGUCUUUGUACUCUUUCCAAGUUCUGUUUCUUUAGUGUUUUAAGAUUUCCAAAAAUGAUUCUCUGCACUAACUUGGGGUACAAGAAAUAUUAACCUCUGUACAGUUAUGCUAAUUGUGGCCAGUGGAUUUUGCCAGGAAUUGGAUAAAUACCUCCAUCCACCACUAUUAGUAUAUUUUACGUAUCCACUUGAUUCCCCCUCCUUUUCAAAUGAAAACAUCUGCAAGUUUGAGUUUCAGUUCAAAAGGUUUCCAAGCUGAGUGUUGCCUUUUUCAUCUUCACACCACGUUGCUGUUGGUUCUGAGUGUGGGGUCAGUCCCACUCGAUUUUAAUUGUCACCACAGAGCUGCUGAAAAAAACGUCACCAGGGAUAUGUCACCAUCCAAAUAGCCCAGGGGAAGCUGAUUGACGCCAAGCCCACCUUAUGGCUUGGGGUGUCCUUUCUGUAUUCUCCUCUUGCGACAGAUGGCCCAGGCAACAAGUCUAGAUCCAAACUCCGCAAGAGUGCAGACUUACAAGAGCAUGGGAAUUUAUGUUUGCUUUUCUAAUUCGGGUACAUCUCAGCUGACCUUCAUUCCUUUUGUCGAUAACAUACCGCUCCUGAAUGAAACCGGGCAAAAUCAAGUGGAUGAGGGUUGUGGAGGAGGUAUUCAUUGUAUCUCAUUUCUCCUAACUGUGAAGACUGGAAGAAAUGGGAGAUGGUCACAUCAAACUGUGCUUUCACUGAGAAUGAGGAAAUCUGUGUCACUGCAAAUCAAUAAGCUUAAAAGUUACUUUGGAGUGGGAAGAGAGGGAAAGUGUUACCUAUGCCACAUCUUGGGAUAAUAAAACGAGAACUUCAAGCAUGGGAAUAUCAAGUGCUGGCGUUCCUUAGACACUCCUGUCAUCUGCCAUUUGCACUUUCGUGGAGGCCACUACCACAUCCUUUUUCUUUCUACUUGCAGUUUAAAAGUUACGGUCUUCCAUCAGUGAUCUCUUAAGUCUGGCUUUUCUUUAUUCUGUGUAUACCCAUUUGUAAGGGAAGGAGGAGACUAUCCUCUCGACAUUAAUUACGCAGGUAACAAAAGUAGCUUACCCUAUUGCAUAAGGAUGGGCUUUGUCCCGUUAAACCAAACAGGUGCCAUUUCUCAAAUUAAUUCCAGUUAGCUGCUGCAGUGCUGAUUCAGUGGUCCACAUUUUCUGACCAUGGUCUUUGCCUUUUCAUUUGACUGAAUGCUGAAUCGUACAUAUUUUCAUAGAGAGUGUUCUCACUUCACUGAGAAUGCCUGAUCAUUUAAAUGGCUGCAUACCCAUUCCACGCUUCCCCUGCUAAUCCUUUGUAAGGUUCAGUAAUUCAUUUAAGAUAAUUACUAGUUUAAUGUGUUUCUUGAUUUAACUUCUUUGUUGCCUUUUAUUUUUCCUAAUGCUUUUUUAAACACCUCAGUUCAUUUUGCAUCUUAUACAGUUUACAGUUUAUAUUUUUAGGCUAAGAAGUGGUUUUACAAACAGGAUGGUACCAAACAGGUAGAUUAUCCACACUAGAGAUUGUACUUUUAGAACGCAGUGUGUACAGAUACAAUUGCCUAAGGGAAAGUGAAACUAACAAAAUAAUCAGCUGGUGAACACUAUUUUAACAUAUCUUUUACAUAAAAGACAAUCAGUCAUUUGUGAAUCCAGAAAUCUUGCUUUUUUUGAACAUGUAUCCUUUCUUUUUCAUUCUCUGAAGAAAUACUAAUCUUGAGAGUUGUGACGUUCUAAGAAAUUCAUUUCAUAUGUGCAUAUUUUCUGCUUUUCUAAGGAGAGAGAAAACAGGUGAUACUGGCUUUACAGUUUUACAGAUUUUUGCAUUGGAGAUUUCCCUUGAACGAUAUAAACAUCAAGGGAAGACUCUUGUCCAAAUAUUAGCUUUAUUCUAGUAUAUGGUUUUCAUUAUGACUUUCGUUUUCCAUCUCCUCGUUGACCAAGUAGACCUCCAGGGUUAACGCAAACCAUGGUCUCAGGUUUCUGUGGUCAACAGCAUUUAUAUUCAGCUCCUUUUUGCACUUCUGUUCUGUGUUACGCAGCUUUUGAGGAACACAACAGUCGCAGUAGGUAACACUGCCACCACCAGAGGGAGAACCUCCUAAGAGAAUGUUGCUCUAUGCUACAGAAAGGGAUUUUAAAGUUCUUCACUGCAAGGUUGAGUAAGAGGAGAGCCCCCCACCUUGGGGGUGGUUGCACCAAAGACUGGGGGCCUCCCACGAGAGAGGAAUGCUUGAACUCCAUACAAGGGACUUGCUCUUCGCCUGUGCCACUUAGAGAAAAGACUGAAUCUCCAGUAGCCGCUGCUGCUCAUUUAUUAUCUUCUAAAGAAUUUUUAGUUCCUAUUUAUUGACGGAAGAGGUAUACUCUUUCAUUUAUUGGAGUCAGAAUUACUUGUUUGCAAGUUUCAUUGUCUUUUGGGGUGCCCUGUUUCCUUUGUCCUAUGCCAGGAUGUAGCUUGGGCUGCUGGGGUCCUUUAAAUCUGGAAUGUACCCCCAGAUUCAUAUGUGCUGAGCAUUAACUCCCCUAGAUCCUUGCUCCAAAGUUCAGAUUAGAAAAAAUUCAUACAAUGAAAUGAAGCAGUAAAUCGGUAGUUUCCCAUAAACUCCACCCAUAAUGAACUUUUGUUGUCAAACAUGAGAUAAAUAGGCAGGAUGUACUGCAUGACCUUUCUUCUCAGCAUCAGUGAGGUCAUUAUUAUAUUACCUAAUCCUGAAAAUUGACCGGACCCAUACUCUGUGGGCCAAAUUCUGCAGCUGGGACCCACGUGCUCUUCUGUUGACUUCAGUGCAUUUUCUGUGGCAGCGAAAGCGUACAUAGUCCACAGUAAGCUAUAGUCUAAAAACUAGUUUCAUGUAGACCAUUUAAGACAUCACAGGACUGUUCCUCAUAAUUUAGCAUGUUUCUGCCUAAAGUUUCUAUUCUUCAUAAAACUUACUCAAGGUUUGAUUUCACUCCAACAGGCAGUUGUUAAGGGCUCGGUGAUGAAAUAGUCUCUGCUUCUUGCUGGGAGGCUUAAUUCAAAAGAACUAUACAGGGCAGGACAGCUGCUUCCCUUUGAACAAGCCUGGGACUUUUUUUGUCCAAAGAGUCAUAAAUAGCCUUGACUUCCCACAUGUAGCCUGUUUCAGUUUGAUUUGUGAUGGGGUAUUGAUCUUAAAUAAUUAAAUAGUGAGCCACAAUGGUGUAGAUAUAUGAUAGACAGCAAUCACUUUUCCCUAAUUUACACCCUUGCUGUGUCACGUUUCUAUUGCCAGAACAAAGUAAAAGCAUUUGGGUAUUUGGAUAUUUGGAGUUACUUGAGUCUAAGUUUCUGACUGUUUCACCAAGAAGCACUCUGGCCAUACCUUUUCUGUAAUGGUGAUCACAUAUUCGUGUGGGUGGAAUAAAGUUGUUUCUGUGUAAUAUCUGAUUAUAUAACCCCAACAUUCAGGCUAGAAAUCAAACUUCUCUGUGGACUUUUUUUUUUUUUAGAAAGUGCUACAGCACUGGGUAUGCAGGAGAAUGGAUGGGAACCCACAUAGUCUAGUGUGAACAAACGCAUUUCAGCAGACAGGUAGGACACCCUCAAGUACACACAGCUAAGCAGAAAGAAAAAUCACUGCUGUUGAUUAUACUGGCUAAAUUGAUGGGUUUAGACUUGACAGAAGAGCUAGGAAGCGUUAUCUGGUCUGUCUCAUGUACGCUCUGGCGUGGGACACACCACUGUAGCUCUGCGCCCAGAGAAACUGGGUUUAGGUGCCAGCCCCUUGCCUUGGCUAGUGAUUCUUUUGUGCUCUCUUUAUUUUUCAUGAUAGGCUCAUUGGUAAAGAUAAACAGAUAAACAGCAAAAGUCCUUACAGCCUGGCAUUUUUCUGUUUUGGAGGUGGAUAUUCAGGAGCCCUGCACCCUUAUUUAGAUUCUUUCUCGUAGGUUUUUUCCUUAUUUCUGUGCAUGUGAAAUGCUUUUCUGCACUAGGAUGAAACAGAGUGUAUCUGUGUGCCUGGAGGCAAGGGCACAGUUCUAUCUUUCCAAGAAAGAGAAAAAUGAGGAGCCUGCUUCAGUUCUUGUUUGGUUUAUUUGUUGGUGUUUGCUUUUGUUGACAGUCUGGGGUGGGCUGGACUUGGGAGUGAGGGCAGAGGCAGAAGGCAUGAGGAAGCGUGUGCCUGAGCCUAAGUGAAGCAGCGCGUAAUAUUCCUCUAUAUACUGAGCAAUUACAGUGAGAUUAGCGUAGCAGCAGCAGUAUUGCCCUAAUGUGUUCCUUUUCCCAUACAUUUCCCUUUCUUGCUCCUCCUUCCCUGAUGUGGCCUCUUACAGUGCUUCAGUGGUUCCCCACACUCCUUUCUAUAGUUACGAGGGUUGAAUGGAGGCUUUUGUGGCUAUCCAAACUGAAAUUAAUCUCCAAACCAGUGAGUACCCCAAAGUCUUAGUUGCGUUUUCCCAACUGAUACCUUAAUGAGUGGCAAGCCCUGGCAGAUGUUUUAUUUUGUGAAAAGAGAGAGAUAGGCUAGGGGAGGUAUGGGCUGACUGGGAUUCAGUAACCUGCUUGCCUUUGUUAUUAGUGACCUUUAUUUUGUUUUUCUUACGUGUUUUCCUUUUGAGGUACUUAAGAGCUUAUAUGCCUGUCAUUAAAAUUCCUGCUUUUCCCACCAUAGCCCUUGAUGGGUUGGGUCGUGAAGCAAAUCCUUUAUAGUUGUGUUUCUGCAGGAUGGGGGAGGGAGUUGUCCAUGCACGUGCAUGUCUGCGUGAGAGAAAGAAAACUAAAGUUAGUGUUGAUCUGUCCAUUUGUUUUAGGGUGGCCACAGAGAGCUGCCACUUUGAAGAGUUGAUUGCACUACAGAACCUUAGCUUGGGCACUGUUAAAAUAAGGACUGUAUAUUGGGAACAGGGAAGCUUUUUAGAUUUUUGUAUCCACACUUACACAUGCCCUUUGCAAGGUGUGCCCUUACAAAGUUUGCAUCUGACAACUUUGUGUAAAACCACUACUGACCUUUUUGCUGUAUCCAUUUAGUUCUCUCUUCUUUCUGCAGCCCCCAAACAAUGGCUUGUCUCCUUUCCAGUUUCUGUCAUUUGAUUUAUUGUGUUUUCGAUAAAUGUCAGAUCUGCUAAUGAGAUCUCUACGUUGAGCGAGAAAACGAGGCAUACGAAAGUGUGGCUGGGAGACUGCAAAUCCCUCUUUGUGUUGGCGCAUUGAUACACUUUUACUGAGAGCUGAUUUCUUGGGGGCUGGGUGGGGUGGGGAGGGAGUUUGUGCUUUUUUGGUCUGGAUAAGGCUUUUUAUUUUUGCACUAAGUAUGACUGCACUGCAUUGCAUUGCACUACUGAAAUGUAUUUACAUGUGGUGGGAUUGGAAGGGGCCAAUUAAGCAGGAAGGGAGGAGAGAAAGGGAUAGGCACAGAAAACAGGAUGUACCGUAAACCUGACCAGGUUGAAAGAGAACUGGGGUCACCUUUACCUUAAGCAACUAGUCAGACACUGAGAUAGCUGUGUUGGAUAGCUUCUGUAAAAUAAAAAAAAAAAAAAAAAAUAGAAAAAAGCACUAUAAUAGAAACUGAAGAGGCAUCACAGGUUUCAGGGUGCUACAGAUCUUUUCCCCCCUUUUCCCAGACGGUGUUCUUUGGGGCUGUGAGAGAGUUAAGAGAACUGCUCAUCACAAAAACCAAUGUAAGGCUUCAACGUAAAGAUACCAAUUCCUAGUUUAGAUGUCAAAACUUGCGUUGUCAGAUGGGACCUCGUCAGAGAGGUUCGGCUGCAAUUAGCAUCCCUUCAGUAUAAGCAUGAUCGCUCAGCUCAAGAAGUGAAGCCACAGAGCAGGCUUACCAAAGGGGAAGGUCACUGAAAAAAAGCACUUCUUUCUGAGGCUGUUAUGGGAACAGUGCAAUAAACAGUUAUCCUGAACACUCGAUUAAAGGUGUUCCAGUCAAGCUUUUGGGACAGAGGGAGCAGGAAGGACAUUUGGACAAGAAAGGGUGACAUGGUAUUCAGUGCAGUAAGUACCAUUCAAAACAAUACAGUUCCUGCUUAGGCAAAGAUGCUGUUGAGCAUUUUAAGAUCGUCAGUCUGAUUUCUCUUGUCAGACGGAUAGUCGAGCAUUAUGAAGGCUUUUGGCUGGAAUCAAAUGGAAUCCUAAGUUGGAAAGUACUUUUAACACUCAAGCUGCAUGUUGACCUAUGCCUUGGCCAUUAACUUUGUAACAAGCAUAAUAUGAGAAAAAAGAAAACAGUAGUAAUGUGCAGCAAGAUCCAUCUCUGCUGUAACUCUUUGUGGUCUACAAAGUCUCAAAAGUUUGUGUUGAAUCUCUUCAGUAAGACCAUAAUUACAACUUCAGCCAGGAGGUGAAACAGGAUCAUGAAGAAUGCUCUGGAUAGCAGCUGGGAGAAGCACAUAAAACAUGAGUACGUCUGCUUUGGUCCUGUAGUGAAGGGACCGCCUGUCUAAUGUGUGCAGACAUUUCAUGGACAAAAAAGGGGAGGUAGUCAUCCAAUUGCUAAGGCAAGUUGAGAGUAACUGGGUGGUCAGAAAUUUGUUUAUGCCCUAAAUUUCUCCUUAGACUUGAAGCUAAGACAUUUUGGCAUCAUUAGUACCGAGGAAUGGAUAGUAAAGAAUUGCACAAUGCAAAGCGGAUUGCUGCUGGUCAGUCUGUUGGGCUGCCUCAUUUGAGAAAAUUGUCCGGGGCCAGAGGAGGAAUAGCAUACAAGAGGCAGGUCCUGGGUGGGAAAGAACAAAUCUGUCUGGAACCAGGAGAGACUUUGGAGUUAAGGAUGUGUUUUUCUGGCAAGCUCUGAAAUUGCCGCUCUUAGGUUUUAUCCAUCCUGGCUUGAAAGGACUGGAAGAGAACUGGGGAUAUCCUCCAGUGUAGUGUUAGAUGAGCUACUGAAUGGUUCUUCCCUUGAAAGCAGGCAGGGCAGCAGAACACGCAGUCUCUUUCUGAGCCAUCUGCAGGAAUCCUGUAAGAUGAAAACCACUGGAAGGUCAUCUUCCAGUAAUGAGGCAGCGGGAGCCCAACAAAAGCACCGUUCAUGUGAGGGUCAGCAUAAUACAGUGGCAGGAAAGCACCUUUAAUUUGUAAAAUGGCAUUUGCGUCUACAAGAGUAGUGACAGCUACCGAGUCGUGAUAUGGGAGGAGAUGAAGUCUGUCUGCUGAAGUUAAUUCAGGUUAUGAGCCAAUACUCCCCUUUUUUUGUUUAGGUGAGUUUUUGUUUUGUUUUCUUGUUUAAAACAGCUGCAUAUACUGCUACUGUCAGAGCAGAUUUGCAUUGUCAAAGAGGAAUGGUGGGCUGCUCCGGAAAAAAAGUGAAGCUGAGGGUUUACUGAGCCUGCUGUGUCCAGAGUGCCUUUCCUGCUGUGGUAAAAUAAAGAACUUGCGUAGUUUGAGCUGUUCUGGCUGACUGAUUGCUGCAUAUUCCUCCCUUGUGGUGUGACCUGAUGGCAACCAUGUUUGGUCAAGGCGAGGAACACUGCAUGCUUGCAAUGCUGUGAUAAGAUGCCAUUUGCACUAGUUUUUAAAAAGUACUGCAACCUGAAGAAGUGGGCUUUGAGCCAUGCUCCAAACCCGGGUCUGAAUUCAGCCUGUUUAAACCUGAUUCCAGCCGAUCCAGUUUCAACAAAACUGGUCUAGCCCAUGUAAACAGGAACCAAACCAUGUUUUAAAAGCCAAAUUCCAGCCUGUUUUCACUCAGUUACAGUGGUCAAGCAGAUCAGUUCCUGGGCAUAAGUUUGAUUGUAUAGUUUUAAUGGCUUUUAAAUAAGUUGUUCCUUUUUACAUGGUCAGUUUGAAACUAGUUUAACUGGACCUGCAUUUAAAUAUAGCACAAACGCUUUUUUUUUUUUUUUCAGCAUGGUACUAAAGCCCCAUGUAGACAGUGCUUGACUGAGAAACCAAGGAUAACUUGAGGUUUAUUUUAAGAAGCCAAAACAUAUGUUGCUGACUAGAGAUGCCGCAUAAGUUAAUGCCCUAUUUUUUUCUCCAGAUGGAGAAACACUAACUUCCAUAAUUCUCCUCCAUUUGCCAUCCUGCUUCAUUGUUGCACCUUUUCUCUUGAAUGAAAAUCACUUUGGCCAGUGGGCUAAAUCCAAAACAGAACUUCCCUGUACUGUUUGAUCAUCUUGUUUCUGUACGUUCCUUUCCUCGUUGUUGACAAGCACUACUGAGGAUCAGCUUGAGUUUUUGCUGGGAUUAUGUGGCAUAGUUAUGAUUCAAUAAGAUGCUAGUGGUAUUUUCAACAUUAUGGUAAUUUUAGAGCUUAGCCUUGAGGAAAAUGUUAUGUUUCAGAAGUUCCACGGAAAAAAUAAAAUGCCAGGAAUCAUGAUGGAGUUUCAGCCACAGUGCUGUAGCCAAGUUUGUAGGGAACGCAUUUCUGGUGGCUGGUGAUGCUGACAUUUACAAAGGCAAUUUGAAAGCAAUAGAACACGUGUACUUUUUCAUCCCCGCUGAACUAAGAGAAUUUAUACUCGCAGAAUGAUCCCGGAGUAACCUGUCAGUGUUCAUCACUUUUUCCCUAGUGGAGGAAGCUAAACAGUCUGUCACAUCACCUUAGAGAGUCUGAUUUUGCUUCAAGACUGCUUCCAAACGGCCUGCCAGCCAGGUGCCCUCCCUCAUUGAUUCUGGUAUCACAGUGGCUUGCAAUUUGUCACAUCAGCCAAGGUGACCAAGAGAGAGCCUUGGCCCCAACUAGGAGCCUUUUACCUUUCCUUUUCCUUUUGGUUUUCCAUCGAACCAGGAGUGCAAUUAGUGGUGAGUACAUGGCAGGUCAGCUGUUGCUCCAGAUGACAAGAAUGGCAAAGCCACAUGGCGACUGAGCUACUGUUGUCCUCAAGGACACCAGUAAAGGCAAAAGACCAGGCUCUGGUUGCUGGUGUAGUUGUAAACCUACAGCUUCUGCUGCUUGCCCCUGCAAACUUGUUUUGGUCAGCUAUGCUGUUGCCCUCGAAUAUGCUUUGUGUGUGAAAAACUGAAUGCGAUUGUUCUGUUGUCUGUCUUCUUUCUUCUGCAUCACGGAUGUGGCACCAACUUACUCUCACAACAAGCUUGAGUUUUGUUUUGCUGUUGUUGUUAAUAUGUAAUUCUACUGUAGACCAAAAAAUACGAAAAGGAGAAAAAAUCAGUUUCAAGACAUAAAAGACCAGUGAGUGAAAGGUGAAAAAAUUUAGGAAGCGAAGGUGUGAGAGAAGCAGUGGUUAACUGUGUUAAGUUAGAAAUAUCAGAAUAGCCUUACCUAUUUCUUAACCAAUGCUUACCAAUCAUCCAGUAGUGGGGUUAGAUAGCUUUCUUGGCUGAUUCAUACCUGUAUCCUAAUAUAUAUAUAUAUAUUAUUUUUGUUUCUUUGGUAUUGCUGUUGCACAUCAUGUUGUCUUUUAUAAUGCCUGAUUUUUAUUGUAUUGUACUUUAUCAGUCUGUUUUGUUUUUGUUUUCCUUUUGAAGGAUGGGAAAAGUAAUGUUUCCUUUUUGUUUAGAAUUUUUGAGAAAAAAAUGCACUGGAAGUAAACACAAACACAUUUUGCCAUUUGGAAAAAGGAAAACACACAGCCACGCAGUGGAAAAGGCUAAGAAAAAGCUCCCCUCUUCUUCCUUAUUAUGGAAGCAUACUCUAAAAGAUAUGCUAGAAAGAAAACAAACAAACAAAUCGCAAACAAAAGAAGAGAGAAGCCUCUUUGAUCCUAGCUCUGCAAUCUGGAGUAUUUUAACGCAGUGUUUUGCAGGGUCAGGCUCCUAAAUGGCCAACAGUCACAAAAUCCAGAACCAUAUGGGGCAAAUUCAUCCCUGGUGCAAGCAGAUAUAAUUGCAUUGAAGUCAAAGGAGGUGCACAAAGGAUGGAUUUAGCCACAUGUGUCCAAGAUACAGCUGCCUUCCCCAUAGUACCUAAGGCCCCACUGCUAGAUUUUAUCGCUGUCGAAACAGUUGGUCUUUUGGCUGUGUUAAUCGCAUAAUACCCCUUGAAUGUUGUCCAAGGUAGGCAAAAUACUUUCCCACUGAAUAAAUCAGUUCUGGAUGCACCUUGGCGUGACACUUUUUGCCUACCAGCUUUCAGCUGUUACCCACUCCCAGCCGUGAACUGAUAUAAUCUGACUCUGGCUGAAGAGCCUGCCUUUGCCAGAAAAAUGGACUUGACUAUUAAGCAUAGUAAAACUUAUGCGUAUUUAACUACUAUGAUCCAGAAAUGGCCCUUGCACUUUUAAGGCAUAUGGAAACAUCCUCUCUGUCUUUCAAAAUGGCAACAGUUCCUUUGUGAGCGAGACGCGGCGUGCUGGCAUGUGUGCACGCACCCACGUGUGGUCCCUGGGCUCAUUGCCCCAGAUUCUUCCCAGAUCUUUCGGUGCCUGGCAGUGUCCUGUCUCCAUAGUGUCUGGUCAUUUGAGUACAGUGGGGCAGAGACACGGGUUGAGAUAAAUGCAAAGAACAUACAUUUUAAAAGGCAGAUGAUUUUCCUGUUAUGCCAGCAUCUUUGAAUCCCCAUAUCAGCUGAUGGUUUUUCCUAGCCUGACGGCUUUCAAUCAGUUGUUGUAACCUUGGCUUUCUCUGUUUUGUUUUCUAAGGAGGGAAUGUGGGGUGGGGAGAAUAAUGAGGUGUUGUUUGUAACUUCACAGUCCUGAUAGUUGGUUUUUAUCUUCCAUAUUUUAUGCAAAAACAGACAUUAUAAGUCAAUAAAUAAUUGUGCCCUAGGUUGAAAGUUAAGUGUUCAGGAAAGGAAAAAAAUGGUUGGCAUUUUUCUACAUUUUUGUGAAGACUCUUUUGGAAAGGAAGGGUACAUAUUUUUGUUGUGUAGUAUUUUCUAUUUUUGAAUGCAUUUUCUUGGUACAAGACUGUUUUGUGGAAUUUCUUUUCUUUUUGGUGAACACAUUAUUUAAAAAAAAAAAAAAAAGAAAAGAAAGAAAAAACUAAUUGAAAAGUUUGCCCUUAAGGAUAUGCUGCAGUUUUGAGGUUUAAAAUAAAAAAAAAAAAAACAUUCAAGGCGCGUGUUAAAAGUUGGGGGAUUGUAUUGUUGGGAGUUUUUUUGUAAUUGUUACAAGAAGAAGUUUGUAGCCACUGCUGUUUAUUUUGUUUCAGAUGAGUAAGUAAAGGGAUUGUUCUUGUGUUAUUCUUUUUUUUUAAAAAAAAAAAAAGUUAUUUAUGAAAUGUCACAAACACUGGACUGUGAGUUUGUGUGGAAAGCAUUUUACCACCCUGUGUCUUCAUAGAGCUGUUGGUAAUCCUACUUCUCAUUACUCUGCCUUAUGACUUCCUGAGCAAAUUGGGGGGGGGGGGGGGGCGCGAGGAUCUACAUGCAUUUCUGAGGCAGAGACUCGGGGAGAAAACGCAAAACAGUGUUUUGGAAUCCCAAAGCCAGGCCGUCAGCUCUACUUCUCCCAUCUACCACAGGAAUGAGAAAGACUUACAGCCACUGGCAGAGAAAGAAAACUCGUGGUACCUGGACAUGGCAAUGCGCAAGGGGUUAAGUGACUGAGAGCCACGAUGCUCAUAAUGACCGCUGUAAAUGACAUCCUAGUUUCUCAGUCAGCAGCUCCCUUUGUUUGCCUUUCAUCUGGCCAGUGGCUUUUGUGUCUGACUGACCAACCAACUGAAACCCUGAGGAUAAUUUUCAGUCGCUAAUCAAGCCUUUUUGGCACCCCAGCAGUGGGAGUGACCGGCAGCAAGCGCUGCUCAUUUUGAUCACUGGUUCUGGAUUUGAGGAGAAGUAGAGGCUGAGAGCGACCAAAGAGGUGUGCCAUGUUCUCAAUUUCUGAAGAACAGGCUUAAAAAGACUAAAGCAGUGGUCCAGGCACUCAUGGGGCUGGAGAAAAGGGAAGGAGGAAGACACCAACAGCCAUAACAGAAACUGGAGAUAUGUAACUGGGCUACAUUCGAGACCAACCAGACUUUUUCUUCCUGGACAAUAAUGCAGCCAAAUCUUGAGACUGUCAAGCAGACAGAAAGCUGAAUGUGGCCUUCAUUUCUCCUGCCUUUCCUAUUUAUUCUCCCUCUUCCUUUGCCCUGAGAUUUCUUCUCAGUGAGCACCUGCUCCACUGAGCACUUUUUUGCCCUCCACCUAAACUGCCCGUGCUUUCAAAACGUGGGUUCAGUCAGGACUGAGUAAAAUCAUGUGCCUUCUUUUUCCCCUUUUGUAAUUCUACCAACCUCCUCCCCUUCCCCAACUUACAGAUGUGAGAGACGCAGGAGGAGGCUCUUUAGAAGUGCUACUUGUCUACAGGUGUCCAGCAAAACAGUAGGGUGGUGGUGAGAGGAAGGGGAGUGGAGAGAUGCUGUUAGCUCCUUUCCCUUCCCACACGUAGCAGGUCUUCCCCAGGAGACAUCCUCCACCACCACCUCCUCAGAUGCUCCCCUCUCCUACCGAGCAGUCGUGGCGGGCACGGAGUGGCUUUUCUCUCCCAUUCCUGUCCGAGCUGAGCGAAGCACUCGAUUUCAAUUCAUGCCGUUCACAAGCAUUUACAUUGACAAGACAAAUGCAGUUUGUGGCCUUAUCAAGAUGACUUUUAAACCACUAAAAGAAAAAAAAAAGGCAACUCAUUUCCCACCCAAGGUUUGCGUCACUUCUAAAAACCCAGUCCAUAGCAGUUUAGGCUCCUUUGAUCUCAGUCCCUUUUAAUGAUGGUGGCCAAACUGGCCAGCCUAGAGCUUAAAUGCUAGACCGUCUGGUCUCAUGCUUUCUUUGCUAUAACCCCUACUGUCUGCUUGCUUUUCUUACUUUCUGCUAUAUUCUCUGCUUUUCGAGGCAGCCCUAGCCUUUGGGGAAGGGUGAGAGGAGCCAGUGGGAUCCUGGCUCUGGGAAGGUAGUUGAUGGAUCGUUUUCAGCAUUUUAGCAGGAGAAGGAUAUGCCGGCUGCCACAGCAAAUGUGUAUUAUGAUGGGCUGACUGCAGUAUUUUUAGGGCCAAGAAACCCCACCCAGUUACUGGAACAUGGCUUGUCCCCGGGUCAAAACCACGGAGAGAAAAGAGCGCUUUGGCAUAAUGGAGAAGCCACUUGCAACCCACAGCUGCUUGUGGGCAAAGACGGGGGCCCGACUGCCUCCUGGCUUCUCUGCAGGCUUGCCCACUGCGCAGCCAGUGCCCCUGCCUCCUCACGGGAGCCUGCUGCGUUGUAGAGGCUUUUCUGGUUGUAAGAACCGGCGCAAAGCGGCCCCCGAGUAGUGUCCGUCUGGUGGGCAAGCACAAGGGUGGGCUCCUACCCGUGCUGGCCCUCUGCACAGCAGGAGGCACCUGUAGCACCUGGGUGAUGGGAAUGAAAAAUCCCUUCUGAACAAAAAUCCCCUUUCCAUAAACGAUCCAGUAAAUGAAAAUGUUGUGGACGGGGGACUGGAAUUUCAUUCUUCAGGCUGGGCUCUAGAGCCAGGGAGGAGCAGCAGGGGAACGGUGUAGUUAUUCCCCCUUCCUGAUAAACGGUCCGCAUGUGUGCAUGUAUAUACAAGAGAAACCGUGUAUUCCUACCCGCCUUUGGUGCUGAUGGACUUAAGGCAUUUGUCCAAGGCUUACUGUUGACACACUUAGAGACCAUAAGAAUAAACUCUUUACCACAUGCAAUAUUUCUCCCCAAAAAGGGAGGGAGGGGGAGAAGAGCAGUGCGGUCAGUCGGGAUUGUUAGGGUUGGAUUAUUUUGCAUCUUUUAUAAAACUGUAAUUUCAACAGUGCCUUAUUCCUAAUAGAUGCUGGCACUUGGGACACACAUGCGAUGAAAGACAGAACUAGGGAGAGUCAGACGUGGACAUCCGUAAGACAGAGGUCAUUAAUCAUCGUAAAGGAAGCUGUAUUGGGAAUGACACAGCUAUGUCAGAAUUGAAAACAGUUCAAAUAUUCAACCUCUAAAGCAAUUUCCCUUCCACCACCUCCUGCCUUCCCUCCUUGCCAAUGGUGCUGCCCAAGAAUAGCUGCCUACACCGAGGCCUGUCACUGCCCCAUUUGCUUUUGGCGUUGUCAAGUCUGAGGAGUUUAGCGUAGUCAAGCUUUCCACUGCUAUCGUGUUUUCCAUGGGGUAUGUGAAUGCCAGUUAUUUUGCUUUAAAUGCACUUUAAAAAGAAAAAAAAAAAAAAAUCAAAUCAAAGCUCCAGACUGUUUCAAAUACAUAGGGGAAGAUAGUGCAUAUGUGUUUGAACCCAGUUCACUUUAUCUCCAGUUAAAAUGUACUCCAUGCAGUGUGUAUGUAUAGAACAAUGUGUAUGCAUACAAACACACAUGUCAACCUUAAAUAUCAGCAGACUAACCUUUCUCCUUAAGCUCAUGAAACCAGAUGCUACACAAACACAGCAGCAGCAGAGGAAUUAUGGUUGGGCUCUUGAAACAGAUCACAAAAAAUAAAAACAACUACUUGGUCCUUUCUGUACAUUCAAUAAUUACAGAAGGAAUUGGGUUGUAACCAGAAUAAAAAGGAACGGUGCUAACUGAAUGAAUGGGCAAAAACAAAUAAAUAAUAAAAUAGACAAAAACUCAGCCCAGUAACGCAGUUUGACUUUUAUGCUAAUUCUCACAUUGGGUUGGUAUGUUACUUUUUUUUUGUUUUCUAUGAAAAAAAAUCACAUCUAAACUGAUCCACCACCACCACAACAAAAAAGAUGCAAACAAACUAAAAUGCAUCCUGCCCUGAGGAAGCUCUUGUUUAUGGAGGAUGUCAGAAGUCUCAAAACUCUCGGCCUUGCUCUCACGUACCACAUGCUCAAUCAGUCCUUUUUUUAAAAUGUCUGAAACUGAUUAAAAAAAAAAAAAGAAAAAAAAAGAAAAAAAACUUUUUGAAGCACCUUACGUGGCUUCCCAUUCCCGGAGUGGGAGCCACCUUUUUUUCUUUGAGCACCUUACUGAUGUGUUAAUGCUAUCUGCUGUCUUUUUGUUACCCGUGGGCCGAGUGGCUGGCUGUUGGCACGUAGACGCGAGCGUGCGGGGGGCGAGGGACCGGCCAGGCAUGUGCUGCCACGCUCCACACGUGUGUGCACCGGCCUUUCCGCAAAACGCUACACACGCACACCGGAGCGCGCAGCCCCGCGGUGCAGGGGGGCACCCACCCACCUUCCCAUUCCUCACCAGGCGGGAAUUUCUUGGUCAGUGUUGGCUCUGUUACAUGGAGGGGAGGAGUGGGGGAGCUAAACGGUGGAGGGGAGAGCACGCACGCAUGUGUGUGGAUGUAAAAAAAAAAUCAACAAAAAAAAGGGGACGUUUUCUUCUUUGGGACAAAGAAAUUCCCAACAGUCAUUUGAUGGUGAGUGAAUGGGAAACUGCAUCCAAGCCUAAAUCCGGGGGUCUUUAUGCAGGCAACCACCACUGACUACCCUGGGGGCCGUCUUGCCAGCAUAGAGACUGCAGGAUUUGGCCCCAGAGCGGAGGAGAUCCUCCGCAGGAGGCGGGUCUCUGCCGGCACCCGCGCAUGUUGCCGUGGGCAUAUGUGUCAUGAGACGCCCACCCACCCGCACAGCCGCGUGCGCGCCGCCGCCUGCGCACACACAACACGCACCCCACACACACACCCCCCACCGCUGUACAGGCAUCUCUCGAGAAACAUGGUUUGUGACGAUGUGAAGAGCAGGUCAAAAGUUUUGAGGGGUUAAGUUCCUUUUUUUUCUCUCAUUAUACUCUGUAAAUGGUAUGUCAGUUAUCAAAAACAAGCAAAUAGAAAAUUGUUAAAUAAAAAAAAUACCUUGCAUACGCCUUUUCUAUCAAGUGCUUUAAAAUAUAGAAUAAAUACACACAUCCUGCCAGUUUUUUCUUACAGUGAGAGUAUCCUUACCUGCCAUUUAAUAUUAGCCUCGUAUUUUUCUCACGUAUAUUUACCUGUGACUUGUAUUUGUUAUUUAAAACAGAAAAAAAAAAGAAAAAAAGAAAAUUAACUGUAGCGCUUCAUUAUACUAUAUUAUUAUUAUUAUUAUUGUGACAUUUUGGAAUACUGUGAAGUUUUAUCUCUUGCAUAUACUUUAUACGGAAGUAUUACGCCUUAAAAAAAUACGGAAAUAAAUUUUACAAGGUUUCUGUUUUGUGUGGAAGAGUAAUUGAUGUUGCUAAGAAUGAUGUUUGUUUUUUGUUUUUUUUUUUUUUUAAUGUUACCAGCACUUUUUUUGUAAGUUUCACUUUCUGAGGUAUUGUACAAGUUCACACUGUUUGUGAAGUUUGAAUAUGAAGGAAUAAUUAAAAAAAAAAAAAAAAAGACAAAA